Messenger RNA from Papaver somniferum (opium poppy), 1066 nucleotides. Its product is annotated as BTB/POZ domain-containing protein At1g01640-like. NCBI's taxonomy places the organism in Eukaryota, Viridiplantae, Streptophyta, Magnoliopsida, Ranunculales, Papaveraceae. The coding region runs from base 30 to 863 and encodes 277 amino acids. Gene Ontology annotation, molecular function: protein binding. The record is from RefSeq and is a predicted model, not a curated record. The transcript has 3 exons.
AGCAACUUUGAGAAGACAAGAAGUCAAGAAUGGAGUGCGGCAUUUGUAAAAGCGUUAGGGUUACGGUACAUAAUAAUUUUGACUAUUCGCUCAGCAAUGGAGUUGUAGUAUGCAACACUUGUAAUCGAGAAUUCAACAUGAUGAUGAGCUUGAUGAACAGAAACAUUUGGUCAGCAUUCACACACUAUCCAGCCAACUGGGGUACGGACCAUGCUACACGGUGGAAUAGGGAAGCGAAAGAGGAAGUGGAACGAGUGAAAUUGGAAGUAGAACGAGUGAUGAAAGUGGAAAUGAAAAAGAGAGAGGAAAAGUGGAUUGAUUAUCUAGGUGGAUUAGCUGCUGCAUUUACGGAGGAAAGUCAUUCGUAUAUUCAAGUCAAGCCUGGCAAUGGACCUUCUAUACCUGCGCAUAAAUUUUUGCUGGCAACUAGAUCUGCAGUUUUCAAACAUAUGUUAUCAUCAGAUACAUGCAAAGCUGCCCAAAUUGACUUUGUAUGUCUACCUGAGUUCAACCAUGAAGAACUUCAAGCCUUCCUGAAGCUACUUUACUGUGGAAAUUUGUGCAAAAAAAAGUUUGAGAUGCAUUAUUACCUUCUUGCACUUGCAUCUCAUAAGUAUGCAAUUCCACAUUUACAGAAAUUCUGCGAAGAAAAUAUAUUAAAAUUAUUAGAUUCGUCAAAUGCACUCAAAGUGUUGGAGAUCUCAGAAAUUUGUUCAAAUGAGACAUUAAGAGUUGCUUCCUUAAAGUCCAUAUUCAACCACAGAAAGGAGAUAAUCUGCUCACCUAGUUUUGAGGAAUUCGCAAUACAGAACCCACAUUUGAUGGUACAUAUUACAAGGUACUCUUGCAGUCAAUUCUACUAGCUUUGAGGAUAUCCUGACUCUUGCUUUAAGGUAAUAACUGCAGUAAGGUUUCUCCAUCAUCAAGUAAUGUCUCCGGAUCAUCUUGGUUUGUUUUCCAAUUAGCCUACUCUAGAAUAUUGUUAAAGGUUCUUCAAUUCAGACAAUUUUAUGAACAUUGACCCAUGUAUCAAUCUUGGUUUCUAGUUUACUGACUUUCAUUGAAA